Molecule: messenger RNA, 2318 nt
Organism: Oryctolagus cuniculus (rabbit)
Lineage: Eukaryota; Metazoa; Chordata; Mammalia; Lagomorpha; Leporidae
Source: RefSeq, a predicted model, not a curated record
CCGGCUGCCGGCGGCCGCCGCAGGAAGGGCCGGCUCCUGCGCUCCCCCGCCCCCUUCCCUGGCCUUCUGCGGACGCUGACGUCGGGUGAGGGAGCCGCAGGGACGCUCCGACCGCGGCCGCGAGGUUCCCGGGGGCCGGGGCUCCGAGGUUUAAUGUAACAUACCCUCUCAUGCUUCAUCCUGCUCCUUCUCCCCAAAUCAUCAACAGUAGAAAAAGAGGAGGAAGACAUGUCAGGACACAAAUGUUAUUCGUGGGAUUUCCAGGAUCGAUAUGUUCAGGAUAAAUCAGUGGUAAAUAAGAUGCAGCAGAAAUAUUGGGAGACGAAGCAGGCUUUCAUCAAAGCCACAGGGAAGAAGGAAGAUGAGCAUGUUGUCGCCUCUGAUGCAGACCUGGACGCCAAACUAGAGCUGUUUCACUCGAUUCAGAGAACCUGUUUGGACUUGUCUAAAGCAAUUGUACUCUAUCAAAAGAGGAUAUGUUUCUUGUCUCAGGAAGAAAAUGAACUGGGAAAAUUUCUCCGAUCCCAAGGCUUCCAAGAUAAAACCAGAGCAGGAAAAAUGAUGCAAGCGACAGGAAAGGCCCUCUGCUUUUCUUCCCAGCAAAGGUUGGCCUUGCGAAAUCCUUUGUGUCGAUUUCACCAAGAAGUGGAGACCUUUCGGCACCGGGCCAUCUCAGAUACCUGGCUGACGGUGAACCGCAUGGAGCAGUGUCGGACGGAGUACAGGGGGGCGUUGUUAUGGAUGAAGGACGUGUCUCAGGAGCUGGAUCCAGACCUCUACAAGCAGAUGGAGAAGUUCAGGAAGGUACAGACACAGGUACGCCUUGCAAAAAAAAACUUUGACAAGUUGAAGAUGGACGUGUGUCAAAAAGUGGAUCUUCUUGGAGCAAGCAGAUGCAAUCUCUUGUCUCACAUGCUAGCGACAUACCAGACUACCCUGCUUCAUUUUUGGGAGAAAACUUCCCACACGAUGGCCGCCAUCCACGAGAGCUUCAGAGGUUACCAGCCAUAUGAGUUCACCACGCUGAAGAGCUUACAAGACCCAGUGAAGAAACUGGUCGAGAAAGAAGAGAAGAGGAAGGUUGCCCAGCAGGACAGUGUAGAAGCACCCAUGCAGGAGUCGAGCCAAUUAAUUUCAUUAGAGGACGAAAACCAGCGCACGGACUCCCCUGGUUUUCAGACUGAAGAUGGAAAAGACGUUUUCUCUGCCUUAGACAGAAGUGCGAUGCAUAGUGCAUGUUCAGGACCCAUAGAUGGACUACUAGACAUGAAAUCUGAGGAAGGCGCUGGCCCGGGCCCCGGGGUGGGGACCCUGGACCCCGAAGGCGCUGACAAGGACGACUUGCUGCUGCUGACGGAGAUGUUCAGCGCGUCCUCCCUGGAGGAGGGCGAGUUCGGCAGAGAGUGGGCCGCUGUGUUUGGAGACGGUCGGCUGAGGGAGUCGGCCGCGGCCGCCGGCCUGGGUGAGCCAGACCUCAAGCUGCAGGCGGGAUCCAGCUUCCUUCCCUCGCAGCUCUUGGACCAGAACAUGAAGGACUUACAGGCCUCGCUGAAAGUGUCGUCUGUGUGUGUUUGGAGGGGGUGGCGGCUCUGUGUUUUUCUUCAGCAACGUUGUAGCCCCAGCCUUGCAGUCCGCCUUGAGGUGUGCGGCAGGGUUUAGGACCUGCUGCCUCACACGGUGUCCGCCCCGCGUGAGCUCCAUCUGUAAUAAAAGGUGAGAGGGGACGUUGUUGGUCUGUGUCUCACUUUGGUUUUAGACUUGUUCGUGGCACGUGCGAGAUGCUCACCGUCACCUACAGGUCAUGGCCGGGGCGGCCACCACCCCCAGGUUCUCCCACAGACCCAGGCAGCCACCUGGCCGCGUUCCCAGACACGCCCCCUCCCUCCCGCUGUGCACUGAGGACACCACAGUGGCCUCUGAACUCUUCCUUCAAUCUAAGUUCUUUCCUGCCCUGUCUGCUCUCCCUCUGCCCCACCCACCCUGCCUCAAGCCUCCCCUUAGCUCAGCUGUUUGGUCCUGCCUGUGAAACGCCACCAAACAGCGCCUCCCCAGCCACAGCAAAAACAGUCAUCGCGCCAAUCAAAAAGGGUGGGCAGCGUCAUGUGUAAGGCUCAUGGUACCCCAGAGCUGGCCUGCAGGCCAGAGCUCACCGAGAAAUGCAGGCGUGGGCAGCACACUGGUGUAAAAGAACUGGUGUCAAGAACAAGGGGCUGGCAUCAUGGCACAGCCAUUACACCAACACCACAUCCUAUAUCGGAGCCCGGGUUCAAGUCCAGGUUGCUCUGGUUCCAGUCCUCUCUGAGAGGGAGGGGGAGGAA